CGCAUGCGCACUGGAUCGACCCAAACGAGCACGGCAGAAGCAGAAGGCAGAAGGGAACGGAACUAGAAGGGAGUAGAAAGCUAAGAAAGAAAAGGACUGAAAAGGAAAGAAAAGGACUGAAAAGGAAAGAAGGCAAAAGAAAGAGAAAAACAAGGAGGACGUGUGUUCCUUGUCUAUCUUAACACACUUCUUGUCUUCAGUGCUGCAAAAGAACGCGAGAAAACGUGCACGCGCGCAGAAGCACCACACCACUCCCAAAGAUCCAGACAGGUGGGUUGUGACCCGUUCAUGAGCUACAUUAGAACCUGACACAACACACCCACACGCCUUAAACAUGGUGGAGCCCAUAUGUGCCACGGGUGCGGCGGCGCAAUUGCGGAAUCUGAGGGACCGAGAAGAAGGUCUGGGCCAAAACGACAACGCCGUCAAGUUCCUGGGUCAAGACUAUGAAAGUUUGCGAGCGGAAUGUAUCCGGAGCAGGAGACUGUUUGAGGACAGCCUGUUCCCCUGCGCAGCCUCCUCUCUGGGCUUCAACGAGCUGGGACCGAGGUCGUCCAAGACCUCCGGCGUACGCUGGAUGAGGCCCCCGGAGUUGUGCAAGCGUCCCGCUUUCAUUGUGGACGGAGCGACCCGAACUGACAUCUGCCAGGGAGCUCUGGGGGAUUGCUGGCUGCUGGCCGCCAUCGCCUCGCUGACCUUAAAUGACACCCUACUCCAUCGAGUGGUCCCGCACGGACAGAGUUUUGAGCAGGGAUAUGCCGGGAUUUUCCACUUCCAGUUCUGGCAGUUUGGCGAGUGGGUGGAGGUAGUGAUCGACGACCGUCUGCCUGUCAAAGAUGGCAAACUACUCUUCGUCCACUCCGCGGAGGGCGGAGAGUUCUGGAGUGCUCUGAUCGAGAAGGCCUACGCCAAAUUGAACGGCUGCUACGAGGCGCUGUCCGGCGGCAGCACAUCCGAAGGCUUUGAGGACUUCACGGGUGGCGUAACGGAAAUGUUCGAGCUGAAUAAGGCGCCCUCCGACCUCUUCAGCAUCAUGGGCCGCGCCAUCGAGAGGGGCUCGCUCCUCGGCUGCUCCAUUGACAUCACCAGUACCAGAGACAUGGAGGCAGUCACCUUCAAGAAGCUGGUCAAGGGGCAUGCCUACUCCGUCACGGGCCUGGACGAGGUGGUCUAUCGUGGAAACAUGACCAAGUUGGUCCGCAUCAGAAACCCGUGGGGAGAAGUGGAAUGGACCGGCGCUUGGAGCGACAAUUCUCGAGAAUGGGACAGCAUAGACCGCGGAGUCCGUUCUCGGCUUCAAAACCGCAGCGAGGAUGGCGAGUUCUGGAUGUCCUUCAGCGACUUCCUGCGCGAGUUCACCCGUUUGGAAAUCUGCAACCUGACAGCUGACGCCCUCCAGCACAACCAGAUGAAAACCUGGAGCACAUCGCUGUACCCGGGAGAGUGGAGACGGGGCAGCACGGCCGGAGGCUGCCGGAACUUCCCAGCGACCUUUUGGCUGAACCCGCAAUUCAAGUUGCUGCUGCAGAAUCCCGACGCGCCCGGCAUGUCGGACUGCAGCUUCCUGGUGGCGCUCAUGCAGAAGGACCGCAGGAAGAAACGACGGGAGGGCAAAGACAUGGAGACCAUCGGCUUCGCCGUCUACGAGGUUCCCAGCGAGGCCAAAGGGCAGACGCGGGUCCACUUGAAGCAGAACUUCUUCCUGACGCACGCCUCCAGCGCCCGCUCCGAACUCUUCAUCAACCUGAGGGAAGUCAGCUCGCGUCUCCGUCUCCCGGCCGGCGAAUACGUCAUCGUCCCGUCCACCUUCGAGCCCCACAAGGAGGCCGACUUCGUCCUGCGGGUUUUCUCCGAGAAACCUGCCGAUUCAGAGGAGCUGGACGACGACGUGGUGGCAGACCUUCCCACCGAGAACUAUUUGGACGAGAGUCAAAUUGAGGCCGGCUUCAAGAGUCUCUUCCGACAGUUGGCCGGCCCGGACAUGGAGAUCAGCAUCAACGAGCUACAAACCAUCCUAAACCGCAUCAUCAGCAAGCACAAAGACCUGAAGACGGACGGAUUCACCAAGGAGGCGUGUCGCAGCAUGAUCAACCUCAUGGAUACGGACGGCAGUGGGAAGCUGGGCCUGGUUGAGUUCCAUGUACUUUGGGAGAAGAUUAAACGCUACCUGACCAUAUUCCGGAACUAUGACCUGGACAAGUCGGGAACCAUGAGCUCCUACGAGAUGAGGAUGGCGCUGGAGUCCGCAGGCUUCAAGCUGACCAAUCACCUGUUCCAGCUCAUCAUCCUGCGAUACACGGAGGAAGACAUGGCCGUGGACUUUGACAAUUUCGUCACAUGUCUGGUCCGCCUGGAGUCCAUGUUUAAAACCUUUAAGGUCAUGGACACGGACGCAGAUGGCUUCAUCUCGCUCAACUUCUCCCAGUGGCUCUCCCUCACCAUGUUCGCCUAGAUGUCAGCGGGCGGCGUAUCCGGUGCCUUCGAACGCCGUGACAUCAUCACCGACGGUGCGUCACACAGGCGUGUUGCGACAACGUAGGGGUGCCCGACGCCUUUUCGUCACAGGGCUUUUUUGGGCUGUUGCGACUGUGAAAAACAUUUAAAUGUAUAAUCACAUUGCUGCAUUGAAACACAAUCGCCCGGGAAAUUGUUAGAAAAAUUCACUUCUCACUCAAAGUUAGAUAAAGACGGCAAAAUACAGAUUGAACACUAAGAUUUUUUGGGGUACAGGUCAAUUUACCGUUUUUUCCCAUGCAUAAUGCGCCCCCAUGUAUAAUACGCACCCUAAAAAUGGCAUGUCGAUGCUGGAAAAAAGCCUGUACCCAUGUAUAAUACGCACCCAAAUUUUGACUCCUACUUAAAUCCGUAAACGUAAAAUUAUUUCAGAAAAAAGAGCAUCUUUGGGAACAACCGGAUGUUAUUCUGCCGGUCAGUAUCACUGCGCAUGCGCUAGCAAACUCAAUAGCGAAGAAAUGUUUCGGAUUUGUGUAGGGUACAUUGUGACAGCAAACGAGCAGGUGAUCCAGCAAGCGUCUGAUACGAGACCAUUGUGUUCGUAUGGAGCGUGUUUGAAGUGAACAGCAGAGAAGAAAGCGCAUCUGUAAUGGCGGCCUCCGUAUCAUAUCCGGAUUAAAAAAAAUAAAAACAAAUUGUACCCAUGUAUAAUGCGCACCCCAGAUUUUAGGACAAUAAAUUAGUUAAAUUUUGCGCAUUAUACAUGGAAAAAAACGGUAAGUAAAAUUUAUAGUGUAUUGUAGGUUCAAUCAUAUAAAUAAUUACAAGCCGAGGAUCUGUUUUUUUUUAAAAUAACUUAAUAUUGCUAACACCAAGUUGAAUUUGGAAUCAUCCAUUUUCUGAACCACAUUUACUCACGAGGGUUACGGGCGUGCUGGAGCACAUUCAAUCAUAGAAUUGUAGCAUGCAAUUAUUGAAGCAUGCGAAUAUCGUUGAGUUUACGUUAAGAAGGGAUUCGGUGAAAAUGCUUGCCAUAUCUGUUAAAAGUGAACAACAAGUUGGUCCUGAUUUGAAGCCAAAAUGAAAAAAAGUCACAAUCAUCCGCUGUUUGCUUUGGUGGGCCACAUACAGCCGUAUCUGGCCCGCGGGUCUGAAGUUUGACAUCAAUUCCAUUCGUUUACUGUAGCCUCUUGUAACCUCACUGAAAUAUGGUGCGGACCAAUUUGGGAUGCCAGUAUUCAACUUUUCUUCCCACUUCCGCCACCGUGCUUCAAGCCAAACAUGGCUGCAAAGUGUCAACACAAUUUUGCUUCUUGUGCCAAACUGCUGGCUGUUUUUCCAAGCGCCUACGAGGCUGUGCAUGUCUGUGUUUUUUAUCGGUGGAACAAAAUAAAACUUUUGUAACUCUUAAAAAGAA
Syngnathus typhle (broad-nosed pipefish) is the source of this 3871-nucleotide messenger RNA. RefSeq names its product calpain 1 (gene capn1). Bases 335 to 2452 code for a protein of 705 amino acids. Gene Ontology annotation, cellular component: cytoplasm. Gene Ontology annotation, biological process: proteolysis. The transcript is spliced from 22 exons. Gene Ontology annotation, molecular function: calcium ion binding; calcium-dependent cysteine-type endopeptidase activity. Lineage: Eukaryota; Metazoa; Chordata; Actinopteri; Syngnathiformes; Syngnathidae. The record is from RefSeq and is a predicted model, not a curated record.